Phycomyces blakesleeanus NRRL 1555(-) is the source of this 5072-nucleotide messenger RNA. RefSeq lists its product as hypothetical. The coding region runs from base 1 to 4926 and encodes 1641 amino acids. Gene Ontology annotation, cellular component: actin cytoskeleton; myosin complex; vesicle. The transcript has 19 exons. Lineage: Eukaryota; Fungi; Mucoromycota; Mucoromycetes; Mucorales; Phycomycetaceae. The record is from RefSeq and is a predicted model, not a curated record. Gene Ontology annotation, biological process: vesicle transport along actin filament; actin filament organization. Gene Ontology annotation, molecular function: ATP binding; actin filament binding; microfilament motor activity.
AUGGUAGUAGUGGCAAGUGCCCAACAGUCUGUCGAAGUUUACACAAAGGGAACCAAGGCUUGGUUCCCGGACAAGAGAGAAGCCUGGGUUUCCACCACCUGCAUAUCCAACACUGUCGUGGCUGGCAAGGUCAGACUUGUCUUUCAAGGAGAAGAUGAAGAUGAAAAGAGGUGCGCAUUUCAGGAAUACGUCUUUGAGGCGACGUGGGCAGAUAUCGAAAAGACAGCCGGAUCAAAACUACCACCGCUUAGAAACCCGCCCAAGAUGGAGUCAACAGAUGAUUUGACAAAUCUGAGUUAUCUAAAUGAGCCUGCAGUAAUGAACACAAUCCGUACACGAUACUUACAGCAUCUGAUAUACACCUAUUCUGGAAUUGUGCUGAUUGCCAUGAAUCCUUUUGACCGUGUAUCCUUGUACGACCCUGACAUUGUCCAGCAAUACUCCGGCAGACGAAGAGGAGAGCUUGAACCCCAUUUGUUCGCUAUUGCCGAAGAUGCGUAUCGUUGCAUGAUUCGAGAACAAACAAACCAAACAAUCGUCGUUUCAGGAGAGAGGCAAGUGAUACGAAACUCGUCAAAAGGGGAACGAACAAAUGGUGCCGGAAAGACAGUCAGUGCAAAGUAUAUCAUGCGUUAUUUUGCCAUGGCCGAUGAUCAGGACUCCAAGGGAAAGAAGCUCAAAACCAGUGGAUCAAUGACAGAAGUCGAAGAGCAGAUAUUAGCUACCAAUCCUAUCAUGGAAGCCUUCGGUAACGCCAAGACCACUCGUAACGACAACAGUUCUCGUUUCGGAAAGUAUAUCGAGAUUCAGUUUGACACUGACGCAAAUAUUAUUGGAGCCAAGAUCAGAACCUACCUUUUGGAACGAUCCAGAUUGAUUUUCCAGCCAGAGAUAGAGAGAAACUACCAUAUAUUUUACCAGCUUUGUGUUGGUGCUCCUUCUUCAGAAAGAAAAGAGUUUGAGCUCGGUGACUACACUACCUUCCACUACCUCAAUCAAUCCGGCACAGGCACCGUGCCUGGGAUGGAUGACGCAGCAGAGUUUGAAAUCACCCAAAGAGCACUCUCUACCAUCGGCGUGUCUGUCAAAUUGCAAUGGAAGAUCUUCCGACUGUUGGCUGCACUCUUACAUCUUGGUAAUAUUGAGAUCGGAGGACGUUCGGAUGCUAUGGUUGCAGAGACAGACCCUGCGCUUUUGACAGCCACGCGUCUGUUGGGUAUCAAGACUGCUGAUUUCAGAAAGUGGAUCAUUCGCAAACAAAUCGUCACUCGGUCUGAGAAGAUCGUCACGAACCUAAACCCUGCCCAGGCCUCGGUCGUUAAAGAUUCGGUAGCCAAAUACAUCUAUGCAAAUCUGUUUGACUGGCUUGUCAGUGUUAUCAACGAGAGUCUGUCGUGUCCUGAUGAUGAAAAAGUGCGCAAUUUUAUUGGUGUCCUCGAUAUCUAUGGUUUUGAGCAUUUCAAAAAGAACUCUUUUGAACAGUUUUGUAUCAAUUAUGCCAACGAAAAACUUCAGCAACAGUUCAAUCAACACGUCUUCAAGCUGGAACAAGAAGAAUACAUCCAGGAAAAGAUCAAUUGGACAUUUAUUGAAUUCAGUGACAACCAAAAGUGUAUUGAACUUAUCGAAGGAAAACUUGGUAUUCUAUCCCUUUUGGAUGAGGAAUCGCGUCUUCCUUCGGGUACAGAUGUAGGCUUUGUUCAGAAGCUAUACUCCAACUUUGACAAUGUUGGCUUUAAAAAAGUCUUUAAGAAACCUCGUUUCUCAAACACUGCCUUUACCAUUGCUCACUAUGCCCACGAUGUUGAGUAUGAAGCCGAAAACUUCUUGGAUAAAAACAAGGAUACCGUUCCAGACGAGCAUCUUGCACUCUUGCAAUCCUCGGAAUUUGAUUAUCUUCAAGAGAUUAUGGAAAAGGCUGCUGCAAAUGCCCAGACCCACACACCAGAGAACAAUAAGCGUAUGAGUAUGACAUCCAGAAAACCGACACUGGGCUCUAUUUUCAAGCUUUCUCUCAUUAACCUAAUGGACACUAUUGGAAACACCAAUGUACAUUAUAUCCGAUGUAUCAAACCAAACGAGGCAAAGGUUGCGUGGGAAUUUGAGCCCAAUAUGGUCCUUGCUCAACUGCGAGCAUGUGGUGUGCUGGAAACAAUUCGUAUCAGUUGCGCCGGCUAUCCUACAAGAUGGUCUUACGAAGAAUUCGCUGAUCGCUACUAUGCUCUUGUGUCUUCAAAACAUUGGGAUCCCAAGUCACGACCUGACAUCAAUGAGCUGUGCUCCGUAAUCUUGGCAGCAUCAAUCAAGGAUACCGCAAUGUAUCAGGAGGGAAUUUCAAAAAUCUUUUUCCGUGCUGGUCAGCUUGCUUAUCUUGAGAAACUGCGUUCUGACAGGUUCAAUGAAUGUGCAGUAUUACUACAAAAGAAUAUCCGCAGAUUUGUGUAUCGCACACGUUAUGUCCGUAUGCAAGAGCUUACUGUGAAACUGCAAUGUAUUGCCCGAACCAAGGUUUCUGUCAAAAAGCUGCAGGCUCUCCGUGAAGAAAAAGCUGCAGUCAUUCUGCAAAAGAACUGGCGCAGAUAUGUGGAGCGCAAGAAGUAUCUUGCAAAACAACAGUUUAUUCUCAAACUUCAAGCAGCUGCUCGUGGAUACAAUGGACGCCGCCUCUUUGUAUUCUUGGAGAAGAGUCACGCUGCAGUUCAGAUUCAAAAGCUUAUCCGUGGAUGGUUUGCUCGCAAAAACUAUAAGAAGCAGCGUGAUAUGGUCAUCCACCUGCAGUCGUGCAUUCGUCAAAGAGUUGCUCGCAAAGCUUUGGUGGCCAUGGUAACAGAAGCUCGAUCGGUUGUGCACUUCAAGGAAGUGUCCUAUGCUCUUGAAAACAAGGUUGUAGAGCUGACUCAGACUCUGACUGCAGUAAGAGACGAAAAGAAGGCUGCCAUGGACCGUUCAGUCCAGCUGGAAGCCCAGAUCCGCAACUGGUCUGAUAGAUACGAAAAGAUGGAGAGAAGAGCCAAAGGAUUCGAAGAGAAGUUACAGGAACCGACUGUUCCUCAAGCUCAAUGGGAUACUCUUCUAUCUGAGAAAGAUGUACUUGCAGCAGACUACAAGAAAUCACUGGAUAAGAUAAAGACUCAAGACAAGGAACUCGCCCAGAUGCUGGAACAAAACAAUACCCAAAAAGAAACUAUCACAGAACUUCAGAAGGCAGUCGAAGAAGCUAACGAGCGGGCAAGCAAGCCUGCAGAUGAAGCCGAAGUUGCUGAGCUGAAGAGUCAAAUUGCUGCUCUCAAGACCCAACUUACACAAGUCCUCCAUGCUCCGCGCAAGCAACAGCAGUCUGCUGGUGGAGCCAGAGGUCUAUCCCCUGCUGGCACCAGAGGGCUUUCUCCUGCUCCCAAUGCUAUGCGAAAUCUAUCUCCCUCGCCAGCCAGAAUAUUGGAGACCGAAGCUCUCAAAGAGCCGCUUAACGAACGCAAUCUGUCGCCUGCAAGUAUACCUGUUAACCGAAGACCUCGUCGCAACAGCUCUGCAGAUGUUAUUCAAGCACGCCCAAAGACAUCUAUUGACAGUAUCAGAAAAACUGAAAAUCUCAAUAGUAGCAAGAGUCCCCGUCCUACUUCUGUUGAUCAACUUAGCACAAUUCUAGGCAAUAAAACCGUUACUGGUGCUAUUGAUGAAGAACCUGAGGAAGAGAUUCACGGUAUUCUUCGCGAUGAAGACAGUCUCCAAGAAGAAAUUCACGAGGGUCUUAUUAAAGCCUUGAAGAUGCCCCUCCCCAGUCUCCAGAACCCUCCUUCCCAAAAGGAAAUAUUCUUCCCUGCUCAUAUGAUCAGUAUGUGUGUUACAGAAAUGUGGCGCCUGAGAUAUGUUCAGGAGUCAGAACGUCUUAUGUUUACAGUUAUGGAUACUAUUCAAAAACAAUGCCUGAGCUUCACGGGUGAAGAAGCAGUUGUUCCUUGUGCGUUCUGGUUGACCAAUGUGCAUGAAUUACUAUCCCUUCUCUGCCAAACCCUCCAAGAGAUGGAACAGGAGAUGUUCCAGAACAAUUCCAACGGACGCCGCUCGACUGCUUGGCAGGACUUUGAGAAGCUUGUACGAUCAGUCAAGUAUGAGAUGCAAUGCCUUGAGGAUAAUAUUUUCCAUGCCUGGAUGAAGGAGCUCAAGAAACGUCUCAGCAAAAUGGUUGUCCCUGCUGUUAUUGAGGGACAGUCGCUUCCUGGUUUUAUUACCAGCGACUCUGGUCGAUUCUUUAACAAGCUUUUGACUGGUACCACACAGCCAACCUACAGCAUGGAUGAGCUCCUCAAUUUCUUGAAUAAGGUGUGGCGUACAAUGAAAUGUUAUUACAUCGAACCAUCCGUGUCCACUCAGGUUUUGACCGAACUGCUUAAAUUGAUUGGAGUCACUGCUUUUAAUGACCUGCUUAUGCGGAAGAACUUUUCUUCUUGGAAGAGAGCUAUGCAAAUACAAUAUAAUAUUACACGUAUUGAAGAAUGGUGUAAGAGCCACGAUAUUCCAGAGGGAACUCUUCAACUAGAGCACUUGAUGCAAACAACAAAGUUAUUACAGUUCAAAAAAGCUUCUUUGGAAGAUAUCGAGAACAUUUAUGAUGUUUGUUGGAUUCUUUCUCCUACACAAAUUCAAAAGCUUAUUUCUCAGUAUCAUGUUGCUGACUAUGAGAAUCCCAUCCGUCCAGAUAUACUCAAAGCUGUGGCAUCUCAUGUAGUUAGUGGUGAUAAGAGUGAUGUCCUUUUGUUGGACUCUGUUGCCAUUGAUGACACUACUAAUCCGUUUGAGAUUCCUGGCCCUCGUGAAACAAGGCCUCAGAAAUACUUGCCAGCAUGGCUAAACCUGAAACGUCUCCGACGACUUACCAUGAUCACCCAAACAACUCCCACCACAACUUUGCUGGAAGCCCAGAUGUAGGCUGUAGUUUAUAAAUACAGUACACCAAUUACGAUACCGAUUUUACCAUGUUUACAAAAAUAUUCCCCUCCCCCAUCCCAAUCCACCUUAUUUUCUCUGCUAUAUUUUGUAUAAAUAAUAUUAAUAUAUAUAUAUAUAUAUAACUC